Molecule: messenger RNA, 356 nt
Organism: Staurois parvus
Lineage: Eukaryota; Metazoa; Chordata; Amphibia; Anura; Ranidae
Source: the annotation of a GenBank genome assembly
UGUCAGCUCCAGCACACUGCUUUGUAUGGCUCUGCAUAGCAGAGUCAUACAAAGCAGUAUGCUUACAGUGGAAAGAAAACACACACAGUACACAGUUAACCCUUUGAUCGCCCCAGAUGUUAACCCUUUCCUGAACAGUGCCAUUAGUACAGUGUCAGUGAUUUUUAUUAGCAUUGAUCACUGUAUUGGUGUCACUGGGGAUGUCAGUGACACCAAGUCAGCUCCCCCCAGUCACAGAAUGCCCGCUGCAGUCCCGCUAUAAGUCGAUGAUCGCCGCUAUUACUAGUAGAAAAAAAAAUUCCAAUAUAUAUGCCGCCAGUUGUAAACGCUAACUUUCAUGUAAACCAAUUAAUUUA